AUGUAUCGAGUUGGAGACUUUGUCUAUUUCGAAAUUUCAAGUGCAGCUCCUUAUCAAGUGCGAAAAAUUGAAGAACUGAAUAAGACACCAUCAGGAAAUGUGGAAGCGAAGGUAUCGUGCUUUUGUCGACGACGUGACUUGCCUACAUCGUUGCUUAAAGUAGCUGAUCGAGCAGAAAGAAUUGAUAAAGUGAUAAAUACACGACGACGUCUUGUUAUUACGCCAUCUGCUCCUGCUGGAGAUGCAAGUGAUGAAUCGUCUGAUGGUAUGAAAAAAGAUGAUGAAAGUUUACCUGAAAAUGAUCAGCGAAGCAAUCAGGAAGCUAAGGAUGACACUCCAGUAACUGACACUCGUGAGGAAAGCGAUUCACCGAAGCUUAUGUGCGUAGAUACUGGUAAUGAUGAAGAAAUGGAACCAGAGAGUAAAGAUGUCAAAGAAGACGAUGAAAAAGACAAAGAUGGUGAAAAGUCAAAGGAGGGUGGCUAUGGUUUUGCGGGUCUUCCAAAAGGAGCCGAAAAUUUGACACCGAAGGAAAGACAUGUAUUAAGACAACACGAGCUUUAUCUUACCCGGCAAAUUGAAGCACUUCCAGCAACGCAUAUUCGAGGCAAAUGCAACGUAACAUUAUUGAGUGAAGUUGAAACUCCGGAUAUGUACUUAGAUCGUGAUGAUGCUUUCUUUUAUUCGCUGGUAUUUGAUCCAACCGCAAUGACAUUAUUGGCCGAUAAAGGUGAAAUAAGAGUUGGUGAAAAGUAUCAGUGCGAUGUGCCUGAUGAUAUGGCGCCAGAUGCUGUGGAUGAAAACAAAGAGAAUGGAAAUUUGGUGAUUGCUGAAGAUGAAGAUGAUGAAGAAACAGUUGUAACAACUUCGAAGCGCGAGUUUCUCGUCUAUCAUCCGCAUCAUAAUUUAACGGAUCGCGAUAUAGAUCAAUUUUUAAUUGUUGCAAGGGCGGUUGGAACAUUUUCACGUGCAUUGGAUACGUCAUCUUCGAUGAAACUACCUUCGUUACAUAUGACCGCAGCAGCUGCAAGUCGUGAUGUUACCCUUUUCCAUGCUAUGGCUCUUUUACAUCAAGCAAAUUAUGAUAUGGGACAGGCAGUGAAGUACCUGGUACCUCCUCCUAGCAAACAACAUUAUCCACUGGAUGCAGAUAAGACAACAUCGCACAAUACGGUUAGCUUAGGCGGACCGAUAUUAUGUCGUGAUCAAAUGGAAGAAUGGUCAGCAGCAGAAGCAAAUCUUUUUGAAGAAGCAGUGGAAAAGUAUGGGAAAGAUUUCAGUGAUAUACGUGCCGAUUAUUUACCAUGGAAAUCAAUGCGGGAUAUUGUUGAAUAUUACUAUAUGUGGAAGACUACAAAUCGUUAUGUUGAAGUUAAAAAGAACAAAGCAGUGGAACAAGAAAGCAAGUUAAAACAAGUAUACAUACCGAACUACAACAAACCAAAUCCAAAUUUGGUUGGACCACCGAAUCCUAGCGGGCAACCGAUGAAAGGUACAUCAGCAUGUGAAAGUUGUCAAAUAGACGAAUCAACACAGUGGUACGCAUGGGGCCCGGCGCAUCUGCAACUUCGUUUAUGUAGCAUUUGUUGGUCCCAGUGGAAGAAAUACGGUGGGCUGAAACGCGUUCAUGAAUAUGAAUCUUACGAUCUUGAUGGCACAACAACACAGGAAUCGACAUCACAGCUUCAAACGCAGCCACAAAGACUAACAUCCGCGGUUGUUCCAACUAGUUUUAUCAAUCGAAAUUCUGGGACAGCUGGUUCUACUACGGCAAGGAAUGGAAUUAAUGGUCGCUCCGGUAGUAGCCAAAUGUUGGGGCGUCUGCCAUCUGGUCAUUCACAAGCACAGCAAAAAUUAUCGGGAGGAGGACAUUCGUCAUCAGUGAAAACUCGAGUUGCAUUUUAUCUUAACACAACAUUAUCGAUGCGAAUUGCUCGACGAUUGGCUCCAAAAUCGUUAUUCAAUAUCCGACGUUCCGCGCGACGUCCUUUCUUACCUAUAAAUGGACAUGCCAUCAAGCAAUUCUGCACAACUCGACAACCAUAUGAAAUAAUCCGCGCAGCAAAGCAAAUUAAGGCUAACAAACUUCCUGACGCGCUUGUUGCUCAAAUAGCCUCAUCGAUUAUCGCCUCCAGUGCACAAUUCACUCAGAUAGGAAUAGCAGCAUCAAACAUUCAAAAACGACAUGGAAGUGAAAAAGGAGGACCAUCGAUAAAAAGACAGCAUUUGCAACAAACGGUAGCGCAAACGCAGCAGCAAAAUGCCAUUCAUCUGGUAACUACUGGAUCAGUUGGUACUACUCAUACUCAUUAUCAUCAUCCCACAGUGGUAUCAAUUACAACACCUGGAGUAACACCACCACCAUCACUAUCAACAGCAGCACCAUCACCACUACCACCUCCACCACCACCACCAACACUGCCACCACCACCAACACUGCCACCACCACCACCACCACCUCCACCACCGCCACCACCGCCAUCACUACCGUCACUUCCGCCAUCGCAAUUAGCAUCACAACCAUUGCAAGCACAAAUAACUGCAGUUCAUUCCGGUGCACACUUUACUAGCACGAUUGUUACUAAACCAUCAAUAAAUCCAAGUAAAAUUGUUUGCACCACUGUUCGUAAUCAACAGUCACACUUAGGUCAUGUCACGGGUGCAGUAACUGCAAUGCAUAACUUUGCACAUGAAAAAAGUAAGCCGGUAGCUGCAGUAACACCGUUACCACUCCCCACUUCUGUUCUUGUACCGCCAACUAUUGCUGCUGUUAAUCCGGCUCUUUUUGCUGCGACAAUACAACAGCAACAACAACAAGUACCACAGCUGCAGGCAGUGGCAACAGUUGCACGAACGGCAACAACCACUUCGGCACCACAGUCUCAAGUUCCGCAACCAGCACUUCUGAUGGGCAUCGAUACGAUAGCACACGAUAAAAAAACUGCCACAUCGACCGGUUCCGUAUUGACAGCCGUGGGUACUUCCAGAAAGAAAAGCUUUCAACCGGAUAGUCGAUGGAGUGGUUUGGAUGAGAAGCUUUUAUUCCUCGCUGGACCGCGACUAAAGAUAUUGCGUAGACGAAUCUGUCCGAAGAAAAUUGGCCGCCGUAUCGCGUUGCAUCCUUGUCGAAGUAGUGAUUUUGUUACUAAACAUUGGCCUAAUUUACAGGGUUUUUUCAUUUGA
Messenger RNA from Acanthocheilonema viteae, 3183 nucleotides. NCBI's taxonomy places the organism in Eukaryota, Metazoa, Nematoda, Chromadorea, Rhabditida, Onchocercidae. The record is from the annotation of a GenBank genome assembly.